Grosmannia clavigera kw1407 is the source of this 465-nucleotide messenger RNA. Its product is annotated as superoxide dismutase. The record is from RefSeq and is a predicted model, not a curated record. Gene Ontology annotation, molecular function: copper ion binding; superoxide dismutase activity. The coding region runs from base 1 to 465 and encodes 154 amino acids. NCBI's taxonomy places the organism in Eukaryota, Fungi, Ascomycota, Sordariomycetes, Ophiostomatales, Ophiostomataceae. The transcript has 3 exons. Gene Ontology annotation, biological process: removal of superoxide radicals.
AUGGUCAAAGCAGUUGCUGUCGUCCGUGGUGACGCCAAGGUGUCCGGCACCGUCAUCUUCGAGCAGGUGUCCGAGUCUUCGCCUACCCGCAUCACCUACGAGAUCACGGGCAACGACGCCAACGCUGAGCGUGGCUUCCACAUCCACACCUUUGGCGACAACACCAACGGCUGCACCUCGGCUGGCCCUCACUUCAACCCCUUCGCCAAGACCCACGGUGCGCCGACCGACGAGGUCCGCCACGUCGGCGACCUCGGCAACAUCACCACGGACGCCCAGGGCAUUGCCAAGGGCACCAUCGAGGACAAGCUCGUUCAGCUGAUCGGCCCCAACAGCGUCAUCGGCCGCACCGUUGUCGUCCACGGCGGCACCGACGAUCUCGGCAAGGGUGGCAACGAGGACAGCCUCAAGACCGGCAAUGCCGGUGCCCGUCCGGCCUGCGGUGUCAUUGGCAUCUCGGCCUAA